AUGGCGUUAAUCAGAAUUGGACUGAUGCGAGUGGGACACAAGAAAGAUACGUAUUUACGUGAUGAUACGUUUGAAGAUUUUGAAGACCUAGAGAAGGUCUAUGGACAAAACAUUGCAAAAGGAAAUAAUACAGUGGGGUUAGGAGAUACCACAGGUGCUCAACAAACUUCAUCUUUGAGACGUUCGAAUGCGAUUGAAAAGCUCCCAGUAAGAAAGAGAGCUAGAACUGACGUAUAUAAUGUGGAGAAAAUUUCAGAUGAAAUAAGUGCUGUCACUGGGACUACCAAUCAGAUUGUCAGUAUGAUUCAACAAAGAUGGCAAAAGAAAGCCGAAGAGAAAGAAGCUGAAGAAAAAGUUAAUAACGUAUGA
This is a messenger RNA of Brassica napus (rape), 369 nucleotides long. RefSeq lists its product as uncharacterized. The record is from RefSeq and is a predicted model, not a curated record. The transcript is spliced from 3 exons. NCBI's taxonomy places the organism in Eukaryota, Viridiplantae, Streptophyta, Magnoliopsida, Brassicales, Brassicaceae. Bases 1 to 369 code for a protein of 122 amino acids.